AUGGUUAUCAUCUCUGGUACAUCUGCAACAGACAUUUGUCCAGCAGCUGAACUAGGACAAUCCACUUCACUACGUCAGCUAGGACACCCUACCGGACUACGCCAGCUAGGACACUCCACUGGACUACGUCAGCUAGGACAAUCCACUUCACUACGUCAGCUAGGACACCCUACCGGACUACGCCAGCUAGGACACUCCACUGGAGUACGUCAGCUAGGACACUCCACUACUAAACUACGUCAGCUAGGACAUUCUACUGGACUACGUCAGCUAAGACACUCCACUGGAAUACGUCAGCUAGGACAAUCCACUUCACUACGUCAGCUAGGACAAUCCACUUCACUACGUCAGCUAGGACAGUCCAAGGGACUACGCCAGCUAGGACACUCCACUGGAAUACGUCAGCUAGGACACUCCACUGGAGUACGUCAGCUAGGACAAUCCACUUCACUUCGUCAGCUAGGACAGUCCACUGGAGUACGUCAGCUAGGACAAUCUACUUCACUACGUCAGCUAGGACAAUCCACUUCACUACGUCAGCUAGGACACUCCACUGGAGUACGUCAGCUAGGACAAUCCACUUCACUACGUCAGCUAGGACAGUCCACGGGAGUACGUCAGCUAGGACACUCCACUGAACUACGUCAGCUAGGACUCUCCACUGGAGUACGUCAGCUAGGAAACUCCACUGGAAUACGUCAGCUAGGACACUCCACUGAACUACGUCAGCUAGGACACUCUACUGGACUACGUCAGCUAGGACACUCCACUGAACUACGUCAGCUAGGACAAUCCAAUGGAAUACGUCAGCUAGGUCAAUCCACUUCACUACGUCAGCUAGGACAAUCCACCUCACUACGUCAGCUAGGACACUCCACUACUAGACGACGUCAGCUAGGACAUUCUACUGGACUACGUCAGCUAGGACACUCCACUGGAGUACGUCAGCUAGGACACUCUACUGGACUACGUCAGCUAAGACAUUCCACUGGAGUACGUCAGCUAGGACACUCUACUAGACUACGUCAGCUAGGACAUUCCACUGGAGUACGUCAGAUAGGACACUCCACUGGAGUACGUCAGCUAGGACACUCCACUGAAGUACGUCAGCUAGGACACUCUACUGGAAUACGUCAGCUAGGACAUUCUACUGGAAUACGUCAGCUAGGACAUUCUACUGGAGUACGUCAGCUAGGACACUCCACUGGAGUACGUCAGCUAGGACACUUUACUAAACUACGUCAGCUAGGACAUUCUACUGGAGUACGUCAGCUAGGACAUUCUACUGGAGUACGUCAGCUAGGACACUCCACUGAAGUACGUCAGCUAGGACACUCCACUGGAGUACGUCAGCUAGGACAUUCCACUGGAGUACGUCAGCUAGGACACUCUACUGGACUACGUCAGCUAGGACACUCCACUGAACUACGUCAGCUAGGACAAUCCACUUCACUUCGUCAGCUAGGACAGUCCACUGGAGUACGUCAGCUAGGACAAUCCACUUCACUACGUCAGCUAGGACAAUCUACUUCACUACGUCAGCUAGGACAAUCCACUUCACUACGUCAGCUAGGACACUCCACUGGAGUACGUCAGCUAGGACAAUCCACUUCACUACGUCAGCUAGGACAGUCCACGGGAGUACGUCAGCUAGGACACUCCACUGAACUACGUCAGCUAGGACUCUCCACUGGAGUACGUCAGCUAGGACACUCCACUGGAAUACGUCAGCUAGGACACUCCACUGAACUACGUCAGCUAGGACAAUCCAAUGGAAUACGUCAGCUAGGUCAAUCCACUUCACUACGUCAGCUAGGACAAUCCACGUCACUACGUCAGCUAGGACACUCCACUACUAGACUACGUCAGCUAGGACAUUCUACUGGACUACGUCAGCUAGGACACUCCACUGGAGUACGUCAGCUAGGACACUCUACUGGACUACGUCAGCUAAGCCAUUCCACUGGAGUACGUCAGCUAGGACACUCUACUGGACUACGUCAGCUAGGACAUUCCACUGGAGUACGUCAGAUAGGACACUCCACUGGAGUACGUCAGCUAGGACACUCCACUGAAGUACGUCAGCUAGGACACUCUACUGGAAUACGUCAGCUAGGACAUUCUACUGGAAUAUGUCAGCUAGGACAUUCUACUGGAGUACGUCAGCUAGGACACUCCACUGGAGUACGUCAGCUAGGACACUCUACUAAACUACGUCAGCUAGGACAUUCUACUGGAGUACGUCAGCUAGGACAUUCUAAAGGAGUACGUCAGCUAGGACACUCCACUGAAGUACGUCAGCUAGGACACUCCACUGGAGUACGUCAGCUAGGACAUUCCACUGGAGUACGUCAGCUAGGACACUCUACUGGACUACGUCAGCUAGGACACUCCACUGAACUACGUCAGCUAGGACAAUCCACUUCACUUCGUCAGCUAGGACAGUCCACUGGACUAGGACACCCUACCGGACUACGCCAGCUAGGACACUCCACUGGACUACGUCAGCUAGGACAAUCCACUUCACUACGUCAGCUAGGACACCCUACCGGACUACGCCAGCUAGGACACUCCACUGGAGUACGUCAGCUAGGACACUCCACUACUAAACUACGUCAGCUAGGACAUUAUACUGGACUACGUCAGCUAAGACACUCCACUGGAGUACGUCAGCUAGGACAAUCCACUUCACUACGUCAGCUAGGACAAUCCACUUCACUACGUCAGCUAGGACAGUCCAUGGGAGUACGUCAGCUAGGACACUCCACUGAACUACGUCAGCUAGGACAAUCCACUUCACUUCGUCAGCUAGGACAGUCCACUGGAGUACGUCAGCUAGGACAAUCCAAUGGAGUACGUCAGUUAGGACACUCCACUACUAAACUACGUCAGCUAGGACACUCUACCGGACUACGCCAGCUAGGACACUCUACUGGAAUACGUCAGCUAGGACAAUCCACUUCACUACGUGAGCUAGGACAGUCCACUGGAGUACGUCAGCUAGGACAAUCCACUUCACUACGUCAGCUAGGACAAUCCACUUCACUACGUCAGCUAGGACAUUCUACUGGAGUACGUCAGCUAGGACACUCCACUGGAGUACGUCAGCUAGGACACUCCACUAGACUACGUCAGCUAGGACACUCCACUGAACUACGUCAGCUAGGACACUCUACUGGACUACGUCAGCUAGGACACUACACUGGAGUACGUCAGCUAGGACACUCCACUGGACUACGUCAGCUAGGACAUUCCACUGGACUAUGUCAGCUAGGACACUCCACUGGAAUACAUCAGCUAGGACACUCCACUAGAGUCGCUUAG
This is a messenger RNA of Pecten maximus, 3324 nucleotides long. Its product is annotated as filaggrin-2-like. The transcript is spliced from 3 exons. The coding region runs from base 1 to 3324 and encodes 1107 amino acids. The record is from RefSeq and is a predicted model, not a curated record. Lineage: Eukaryota; Metazoa; Mollusca; Bivalvia; Pectinida; Pectinidae.